This is a messenger RNA of Lotus japonicus, 429 nucleotides long. RefSeq lists its product as uncharacterized. Bases 1 to 429 code for a protein of 142 amino acids. Gene Ontology annotation, molecular function: DNA helicase activity. NCBI's taxonomy places the organism in Eukaryota, Viridiplantae, Streptophyta, Magnoliopsida, Fabales, Fabaceae. The transcript has a single exon. Gene Ontology annotation, biological process: telomere maintenance; DNA repair. The record is from RefSeq and is a predicted model, not a curated record.
AUGAGGUUGAAAAAUGAAGACAACGUACAUAAACCUUUUAGAGGAAAAGUAGUAAUACGUGGAGGUGAUUUUAGACAAAUAAUUCCUGUAAUAACUAGAGGAAGCAAACAGGAGGUUGUGGAAGCUACUGUAAACUCUUCAUCAUUGUGGAAGCAUUACAAAGUUAUGAAAUUGUCUAACAACAUGCAGAUAACCGCAUCUGAGACGACUGAUGAAGCAAAAGAAAUCAAAGGGAUUCUUAAAAUUGGAAAUGGUGAUCAUCCUGAUUUCGGAGCUGGAGAGUAUGAUGUUCAAAUCCCGCCAGAUCUGCUCAUCCCAAUUAGUCAUGACCCAUUAAUGGAGUUGAUUAAAUAUACAUAUCCUGACCUUCCGCGCAAAAUGAAAGACCACAAUUCUUUCAAGAUAGAGCAAUAUUGGCCCCUACACUAG